AUCUUUGACUUCAAUUGACUCUCAACUCUCUUAUUACAGUUACUGUUCGGAAUUUAUGUACUAGGUAGAUUCAAUACCGCUUCACACUCACUAUAUUCGCCAUCGCUCUGUCUAAAAGAAAACGACCCGCUGCUCAUCACUCCCUCUCUUCCCGGUAGCUUUACUUGCUGUUGAAACCGCAGACAUCACUAUAAUCAAUUUCUCCGGAAAGAACAACAACACAAUGGUUAGAAAUAAGCCGUCAAGCGCCUCUCUUCACAAAGCUGCCAUGGAGAAACAGACUGCUUCUGACGAGAAGGUUACCCAGGAGCUGUUGAUGAGUGAAUUCGCCAAAAUGAAAUUGGCCGUUUCUAAACCUACUGACCCGAAUAACGGGGAGUCUUUCACAACCCGUGAAAGUCUACCAAUUCGUUCCCUUGGGGGCGAUUCAUGGGGCCCUCCAGGUUCCAUCGAAUCAGAAGAGCGCUUAGAACAGGAGAAGAUCGAGACACUCUUCGAGAAGAUGAGAAAAUCUUACCAAUUUCCAUCCGCCCAGACGGAAAUCAAUGCUACGAGUGGCGCACAAACUUUGUUCGAGGCAUUUCACUCACCUAAUGAUUCUCUUAUUCCUCGCAAUCUAGAUACCAAAACGCCCAGUGCUGCAAAGCAUGCAACCAUUCUCAAAGAUCCCGAAGAAUACGCAGAACCGUUCAUUAACUUCAUGACGGAGAAUCCAACAGUUUGGCAUGCUAUUCAAUAUUGGGAGAACAAGUUGGAGGACGCUGGGUUUACCAGGCUCUCUCCGCGUGAUUCAUGGAACGGCAAGCUUGAGCCCAACGGAAAAUACUACGUGAACCGCAAUGGAACAUCCUUGAUUGCAUUUUCCGUGGGUGGCGCAUACAAAUCUGGAAAUGGAAUAGCAAUGGUUGCCGCACACUCUGAUUCUCUCACAGCUCGUCUAAAGCCCAUCAGCACCAAACACAAUAAGGCUGGAUUCGUACAGCUUGGCGUUGCUCCUUAUGCUGGUGCAUUAAAUGAAACAUGGUGGGAUAGAGAUCUUGGUAUUGGUGGUAGAGUUUUGGUCAAGGAUGAGAAAACCGGAUACGUUUCUCAAAAAUUGGUAAAAUUGGGUUGGCCAAUUGCACGCAUUCCAACUCUAGCUCCCCAUUUUGGUGUUGGAAUGUUUGGUCAGAAUAACAAGGAAACACAACUCGUACCAAUCAUUGGUCUCGACAAUUCCGAUAUUGAAUCUUCGGCUUCAUCCUCAUCAUCCGAGCAAUUCCAAACAUCAAACAUAUCCGGUGCAAAAUCUUCAUUUGUCUCCACCCAACCACCAAAACUUGUCAACCUUAUUGCCAAAGAAUUGGGCAUUGAAAAUAAAGAAACCAUCAUCAAUUGGGAACUCGAACUCUUCGAUACCCAGCCAUCUCAACUUGGUGGGCUCGACAAGGAAUUUAUUUUCUCAGGACGUAUUGAUGAUAAGGUUUGUUCUUGGUCUUCCAUCGAGGCAUUGCUCUCCAACUCUUCCUCUGAAGAUUCCAAAUCAUCUGGUAUCAUAUCCAUGGUUGCUCUUUUCGAUGACGAAGAGAUUGGCUCGCUAUUGCGUCAGGGUGCAAGGGGUAAUUUCCUCCCCGGAACAAUCGAACGUAUCGUGGAGUGCUUCAAUCAUUCCACAUACAGCCCCAAUAUUCUGAUGGAAACAUAUGCCAAGUCCUUCCUCGUCUCCUUUGAUGUUACACAUGCUACAAAUCCUAAUUUCUUGGAAAAAUACCUCGAGAAUCAUUGUCCUAGACUCAAUGUAGGAUUGACAGUUGAAGCAGAUAGCAAUGGACAUACCACUACGGAUUCUGUCUCAACCACUAUUUUCCAGAGAUUGGCGGAGAAAUGCGGACAAAAGCUGCAAACUUUCAUGAUUAGAAAUGAUUCUAGAUCGGGAGGUACAGUAGGACCGAUGUUGAGUUCUGCAAUGGGCGUUAGAGCUAUUGAUGUCGGAAUCCCCCAACUUGGUAUGCAUAGUAUCAGAGCUACUACAGGAUCUAAGGAUCCCGGAUUGGGUACUAAGAUGAUUGAAGGAGUUUUCGCAGGGUGGGAAAGUGUUGACGAGGAGAUUGCCGGAGGUAAAGGGUGGUAGACAGGUUUGCUUGGUGAACUGAUUAUUUAAGAAGGCUACUCGGGUAUGACAUAGUAUGGAAUGGUGCAAGAUUGGGGAUCGGUACUACAUAAGGAUGCGUCAUGAUACAAGCUGUGCACAUAUUAAGGAGCACUGUCGAGGGGAUGAGUGAGUGGGGGGGUUUCAUAUCAUCUCAUGUCACAUAUAUAAUACAUAGAUAGAUCAUAGCAUGCGCUUUUCAGCUCAUUAGCAUAUUAUAACGGUUUGACUAUGGCUUUA
Botrytis byssoidea is the source of this 2368-nucleotide messenger RNA. RefSeq lists its product as uncharacterized. Gene Ontology annotation, biological process: proteolysis. The coding region runs from base 224 to 2110 and encodes 628 amino acids. NCBI's taxonomy places the organism in Eukaryota, Fungi, Ascomycota, Leotiomycetes, Helotiales, Sclerotiniaceae. Gene Ontology annotation, cellular component: fungal-type vacuole. Gene Ontology annotation, molecular function: zinc ion binding; metalloaminopeptidase activity. The transcript is spliced from 3 exons. The record is from RefSeq and is a predicted model, not a curated record.